AUGGAUAACUUCGGUACAAGAAUGAUUAUUUCGCACAGUGAACCCCCCCCAAUUGACAGUAUUAUAACGGAUAACACACCAACUACAUGUAGUUUAAUUCCGCAUGGUUCAGAUAAAGAUAAUAAAGUUAAAUUAAACAAUUCACAGCUUUUGUCUACAGAUGGUUGGGAGAAUUAUCAAAAAGAACUUAUACAGUUAUGUUUUGAAUUUUGGGAAGUAAACGAAACCCAAGUCAAAGUAAACAAUAGUUUACAGUCUGAUUCAGUAAGUGAGCUACAAACACCGUCGUCGUUAUUUGCCGAUAGUUAUCACAGAAAUGUCAUUAAAUUUGAAUCAAAAGCCACUGUUGACAAUAUUAUUAUUUCAGACAAUGGUCAAAACAAAGAAUGCUCUGAGAUUAAUGAUAAUUCUUUAAUAAAUAAAUACGAAGAUGACCCAGGUAUUCAAGAAUUUUCUAAAGCUAUAAAUAUUAAUGUAGAUGAGAACACUAAUGAAAAUAGUUCAAUAAUUCUUGACAACAGAGUAAAUAAAAGAACUAAAAAAAAAUUGAAAACGUUUUCUUUCUACAAAAAUACGAGCAAACAUGUCAAACCAUCUAAAAAAGUACAACCAUUAAUUUUUGAUGGUUAUACAUCAUUCACUUUAGAAGACUUGUGGAAAUAUAAAAAAUGGUUGGACUCAGUUGAUAAAGUUAAAAAAUAUAAUCCAGAUAUAGAUAUUAAAAAUGGAAAUAUCAAAGAAAAUAAAUAUUGUGAUAAAGUAAACUGUGGUAAAAUAUAUGAUUGCAAUACAUAUUCACUAGAUUUCGAAGCAAAAGAAAUAGAACAAAAAGUUCGAAAACUUGUUAAAUCAUUAAAUGAGAAGGAUAAAUUUUUCUCAAAUAUAGAAAUAAAUGAGCAAUCGACUAAAUUUGGAUCGUCAAAUAAAUUUAAAUACUUUUUUAAAAACGCUUUUCGAGGAACUCAGAAUGAAUUUGAUACCCAAGUUUUGGAUGAUUACACAAAAUUUAUCAAUCACAAAUUGCAUACGUGGCAGAGUUUAUUGAAUUGUUUAGAAGAUAUUAGACAAAGGAAGUCUUCUAAAAUUAAAAUGUGUAAUCUUUCGGAAGAUCCGAUUAAGUAUAGGUUUUCUGAAAUAAAUUAUCACGAUUUUAAAGUGACGGAUGACUAUGAUGAAAAUAAUUCCAAAUUCGUCGAAAUAAACGAUAAUUUCAGUGAAAUGGGGAAGCUAAAAAAAAAUAAGUUUUUGAAAUUGCUCAACAAAACAAAAAGUACUAUGGAUAUGCGUACAUUAGUUAAACGGACUACAGAACGAAAUAGCAUAGAUAGUAUCCGAAUGAAUAAUUACUAG
Molecule: messenger RNA, 1350 nt
Organism: Macrosiphum euphorbiae (potato aphid)
Lineage: Eukaryota; Metazoa; Arthropoda; Insecta; Hemiptera; Aphididae
Source: the annotation of a GenBank genome assembly